UCUCUUUCUCUCUCUCCACCAUCCACUUCCUUCAGCCAUCUUGUACUUUCUGUAUGUAUCUGUAUAUAAAAGCAAACCUACAUAGCCUUCUACUGUUCCCACUCUCUCCUCAAACACAAACCUUUUUCCAUCCACCAUGGCAGACCCUUACUCCAAUUUCUUCUCACCACCUUUCUUCCACUACCCUUCUCCAAACCCUUCCACCCACCACCAUCAUCCAUAUCCUCACAACUUCAUCAACCAAACCACCACCACCAACAUCACCCACAACACCUUUUUCCACUUCCAACAUCACCACCACUUUCAAACCACUACCACCACCUCUUUUUCUUCUUCUUCACCCCCUUCUCCUCCCUUGAGAGAGGCCCUUCCUCUUCUCACCCUCAGCCCAAAAAAUUAUGACCAACGGGAGGAGCACUACCAGGAUCAGGAUCAAGAUCAGCUUUGCACUGCCAUGGAUGUCGAAGACAACUUCAACAGGACCCUCCAUAACCCCAAAGAAGAGGACCAAGAAGAUGAUGUUCAUCACAGUGUCACUGUUGCACUGCACAUAGGGUUGCCAAGCCCUAGCGCUGCUGAGAUUGCUUCUGUGCUGUCUUCGGCUUGUGCCACAGACAAAGAGCAACGACAAGGAGGAGGAGGAGAUUGUGAUAAUAAUGGGAUUGAUGAUUCUUCUUCAGGGUUCUUGUCGAACAGGCUCAACAAGGGACAGUACUGGAUUCCUACCCCUUCUCAGAUUCUCAUUGGACCUACACAGUUCUCUUGUCCUGUUUGUUGCAAAACCUUCAACAGAUACAACAACAUGCAGAUGCAUAUGUGGGGGCAUGGAUCACAGUACAGAAAAGGGCCUGAAUCUCUGAGGGGUACCCAACCAACAGGUAUGCUUAGGCUUCCAUGCUAUUGUUGUUCCCCAGGAUGCAGGAACAACAUUGAUCACCCAAGAGCAAAGCCCCUUAAAGAUUUCAGAACUCUUCAAACACACUACAAGAGGAAGCAUGGGAUUAAGCCCUUCAUGUGUAGAAAAUGUGGUAAGGCUUUUGCAGUGAGAGGCGAUUGGAGAACCCAUGAAAAGAACUGUGGGAAGCUUUGGUACUGCAUCUGUGGCUCUGAUUUCAAGCACAAGAGGUCUCUUAAAGAUCACAUCAAAGCUUUUGGAAGUGGCCAUGCAGCUUAUGGGAUCGAUGGCUUUGAAGAAGAAGAAGAGCCUGCAUCUGAAGUAGAACAAGACAAUGACUAAUUUCAUGCAGUAAAGACACAAGGAAAAUGGAACUGGUUCUAUUAUAUAUAUAUAUAUGUCUCUUUGUGAAUUAUCUUAUUCUUAGUCUUAGUUAAUUUGUGAACUAUUAAUUUGGUAUGAGUACAUAUCCUUGACUUCCCAGUUGAGAACCAUAUAUAAGCACCAAGUUUAGAUGAAGGCAAACCUUUUGUUCUUCAUUCUUCUCCUUCAGUUUUCUUUCCUUUCUGAUGGAAUUGACUCUCUGGUUACAAAGCUUUAAAGCCAGGUGUAUACCCAACUUCAUUUACUUUGUUUUCAUCCGUAAGAUUUCUCUCCUUUUGCACAUUACGUUGAUCAAGGCAUUGUAGACAAUGAUUACCACAUUCUAUAUGCUUUUUGCAAAAGCAUAUAGAACUCAAGCUAAUUGCUCAAUAGCUAGUAACCUAUACGCUGUGCAGCCUCAGUUGUAUUUUGAAUUGCACCUAUGCUGAAAAUUUUCAAUGGUUUUAUGCACUUUUGGAUGUAUAUACAAAGUUCACUGUUGCUUUCUACGUUUGUAUGAUAACGUUAUAUGUACAUUGAGCUAUGAUAUGUGCUUAUAUGCUCGAGAAAGGAGCUAUAUAUGUUGCAUUCUUGCUUGUCAAAAUCAACAGGAAGAAGGGUGAAAAAUGAAGAAAAGCCUCUUUUCUCAAAUCCACAGGCUGUAGGCCUCAUCAAAGUUCAAACUUUGAUGAACAAUGAUGAAUGUGCAUGGACAAAUACCUGUGGGGGCCUUUCAUGGUUUUCUCUCCUUUGAUGACAACUGGCUUUCUCAUCAAGAUCCUCUUGGUACGUGUUCUCCAAUUAUUCCACGAUUUCACACAUAAAUGAUGAAGUUUAUCAUGUGAUAACAAGGGUGAGAGUUGAAGCUCUAUUGCCUGCUACAAAUUCAGCAGUAGCACGUUUUCUAAGCUGUUCGUUUAAUUUUUUCAUUAAACACACUAACAUGUGAAUGCGUUUUUUGAAAUUGAACAACGCAAGUUUAAUGAAAGCGUUUUAAUGACAUAAUAAAGUACGUACGUGUCAUUACAUGAUUGAAGAGUGUGAUGACAAAAAUAAAAAAGAUCAAGUUGCUACAUACAAGUUUGUGGUGCAUAUAUAUCGUUAUGAUUGUAGCUGUAGGUCAUUGGAUAGCCUUUUCAACCCGUGAAGCUAAAAACCUACGUCAGCUUUUUGUUGGGGGGUGCAUGAUGCCCUUUUGCUUUGCAUAGUGGGAGAGGAGACGAUGUGUUUGUUGAUAGAUAGAACAUAUACCAAUUCGAGAUUCACCCUUGCUCGGAAAACCCAAACCAAAUGAUUAGCUUUUUGAGGAAAAUUAAACAGAUAUAAAUUUUAUAAAAGGAUAAUAUCGAAAGAUUUAAGGGUAGGGUUGAAAAAAAC
Vigna umbellata (rice bean) is the source of this 2635-nucleotide messenger RNA. Its product is annotated as zinc finger protein WIP2-like. Gene Ontology annotation, molecular function: DNA-binding transcription factor activity. Gene Ontology annotation, biological process: regulation of gene expression; anatomical structure development. Gene Ontology annotation, cellular component: nucleus. Lineage: Eukaryota; Viridiplantae; Streptophyta; Magnoliopsida; Fabales; Fabaceae. The record is from RefSeq and is a predicted model, not a curated record.